CCCCACGUUCCUGCACUUCGCUGUCCAGCUCAUCUGCUGCCCAAGACGCGGAGCGGAGCGUGACACGACAGCGAUCUUCGUGCGUAAAAAUGAUCGUACCCACCAUUCAUUUGUGUCGGUGAUUGCGCAUUACGUGUCGGGACGACCCUCUCCAUCGUCCGUCAGAGCGCCUGCAGGGGGAACAGUGGCUGGCUGUCUGUCUGUCUGUCCGUUAACGUGUCCGUCCCACUGAUCUUUUGCAGACUGUAAUCUUAUCAGUGUCAAACCGUGGCUACACUCUUCUCUUGGACAGAUCCUCAGUGUCUUUGGAUGGCGGUUGUGCCAAAAUUUGGAUGAAAACUGUUUUUUGUUUGAUUUUUUAUUCAAGGAAACUUUUUCUUUUUCUUUUUUAAAUCAACGAGGAAAUCAGUUCCAUUUACAGUUACGUGCGCGUUUGAAUGUGUGAUACAAUGAACAUUUGACUAUUACCAACUAAAAGAAGACAUGGAAUCCACAUGUAAAGAAAGAAGUCUUUUAUACUUACUUUUCUUUGCAAUUUGCACAGCCAGCGUUUGCUUUUGUGCAAGAAGAUCAAAUAUCCGGAGAUCUGAUCGUCUGAGUCCUCCUCUAGACAUCCAGCUGGAUACCAUCAACUGCACGGCCUUCAGUGUACAAUGGAAGAUGCCUCGGAGACAUGUCAGCACCAUCACUGGGUACAAGGUCUUCUACAAUGAGAUGAAGAAUGGCCGCCCAGUGGGUACAGCAGCCUCGAUGGAGGUGCCUCUAAGUUUGGACAUGCUGACUACUGGCCAGUUUGAUGGACAAGCAAGCUUUGCUGUGGAUAUUGGUAAUUUAAGGGUGAACACUAAGUACAGAGUCAGUGUUGGAGCGUAUGGAUGGGCAGGGGAGGGUCGACCCAGCAUGCCCAGAGACAUCAGCACUGCCUCACAUGACAUGUGCAUGCCUCCUUCACCCCCUACUCAGCCCGUUGUCAUGGCUGUAUCUGACACAGAGCUGGCGUUGUCGUGGCAGCCAGGAGAGAGCGAGGGAAGUGCACCUGUUCUUCACUACCUGGUGGCUUACAUCAGGCCAGAAAUGGACACGGAGUGGACGUAUAUUCGUGAGCCCAUUGAGACAAACUCCAUGGUUCUGAAAGGGUUAAUCCCAGAAACCGAGUACCAGUUUGUUGUCAGGUCGGUUAACGUGCACGGAGUUAGCCCACCCAGCCACAUCAACAACCCUGUGCGCACUCUCGCUCCCUAUGGUGCUUUUCUGUAUCGAGGAGACACUUUCCAGUACGUGGUGCAGCAGCCUGGUUACAGACUAACAGGUGCAUCAGAUGUUGGCAGUGGUGAUUAUGGAAGUUACAUCACAGACUCCAGGAACAAAGAUGAAGAUGGAUUUGAUAUUGACGACUCUGAUUAUGAUAUCUUUAUUGAAGAGUUGAAGCCAUUCCCAGGUAUCGGUCAGGACAACAGGAAGUCCCAACUCAGAUCACAUGCUGGUCCACCAUCUGGUCGAAACGUUGUUUACCGUAUGAACACUAUCGCUCCUCCUAAUGUUACCACCCCGCCACUUUCAACCACCACCUCCUCCGUCUUACCAGACUUCACAGAUCUGGUUUUCUCAGUCACUUCAGAGCGCAGCAGCACUCCUGACACUCCAUCUACCACCACACUAACCACCACCAGCAUCCCUUUAUCCACCACAACAACCACUCCGACCACGUCGCCCUGGAAGGGUGAGGUUCCUCGCGUCUACGAUCUGACCUGCGAUGAUACUGUGUGUCCUCCAGACAGUUUCUGUCUCAGCGAUUAUGACGGUGGAGGUUCUCGCUGCCACUGUAACCUCGGACGAAGAGGAGACACUUGUGCUGAGGUGGUGUCUGUGAACUUUCCCAGGUUCUAUGGUUACUCUCAUAUGACCUUUGAACCCUUGAAAAACUCUUACCAGACCUUUCAGAUCACUUUGGAGUUCAAGACAGACUCUGAGGAUGGCUUGCUGCUGUACUGUGGAGAGAAUGAACAUGGCCGUGGAGAUUUUACCUCUUUGGCUCUGGUUCGAGGCAAACUUCACUACAGGUUUAACUGCGGUACUGGAGCAGCUCAGAUAGUCAGCGAGAGUCGUAUUGUUGUCGGUCAGUGGCACACAGUGACUGUGUUCAGAGAUGGCAUGAGUGGUUGGCUCCGUAUGGACAACGACACCCCCAUAUCUGGACGCUCACAGGGUCAGUACACCAAGAUAACUUUCCGCUCCCCGCUGUAUGUGGGUGGAUCCCCGAGUGCUUAUUGGCUGGUCAGAGCAACGGGGACAAACCGUGGUUUUAUUGGCUGCAUUCAGAGUCUGACCAUCAACAACAAGGCUACAGACAUCAGGCCCUGGCCUCUGGGCAAAGCUCUGAGUGGGGCCGAUAUAGGUGAGUGCAGCGACAGUGUGUGCGAUCUAGUCAGCUGCACCAACGGCGGCGUCUGCUUUGCAAACCGUGCUGAUGGCUACAUCUGCUUGUGUCCGCUCGGCUUCAGAGGAGCACUUUGCGAAGAGAGUUUCUCACUGUCCUCGCCACUCUUCAAUGAAACAGUGUUUUCGUACGCCGUCAUCCCUUGGCCUCAGUCCUCUCAGAGUUAUCUGUCCUUUAUGGAGUUUGAGGUGACAUUUCGGCCGUCGCUGCCUGACGGGGUUCUGCUGUACAGCGAUGACUCAGGGAGUGGAGAUUUUCUGGCUAUAAACCUGGCGGACAGAUAUGUAGAGUUCAGGUUUGACUGCGGCUCUGGAGGAGCUGUAAUAAGGAGUGAGGAGCAGAUCAGUCUGGACUCAUGGCAUGAGCUGAGAGUAUCUCGCACAGCAAAGAGUGGCAUCCUGCAGGUGGAUAGCCAGAGGCCGAUGGAAGGAAUUGCUGAGGGUGCUUUCACUCAGAUCAACUGCAGCUCACCUCUGUAUAUUGGUGGAGUGCCAGAAUACGAUAAAACCAAGAGGACAGCAGGUGUAAAGAAGCCCUUCACUGGAAUUAUUCAGAAGCUGAUACUCAAUGACCGGACCAUCCCGAUAACAACUGGCUCCGCUGGUGGAGUUAAUGUAGCAAAUUCAGUGCAUCCAUGUGUGGAAAGUCCCUGUGCCAAUGGAGGGACCUGCAGGCCCAAGUGGGAUGGAUAUGAGUGUGACUGCCCUCUAGGGUAUGACGGGAGGCACUGCCAGAAAGAGUGUGGGAAUUACUGUUUGAACACUGUGACUGAAGCCAUAGAGAUUCCACAAUUCAUUGGCCGAAGUUACUUGACUUAUGACAACAGAGAUAUCCUGAAAAGAGUGUCUGGAUCCAGGACAAACCUUUUCAUGCGUUUUAAGAGCACGGCGAAAGAUGGCUUGUUGCUCUGGCGAGGAGACAGUCCAAUGAGACCCAACAGCGACUUCCUCUCCUUGGGGCUUCAGGAUGGUGCUCUAAUCUUUAGUUAUAACCUGGGCAGCGGUGUGGCUAACGUUGUUGUCAACGGGACUUUUAGUGACGGAAAAUGGCACAGAGUCAAAGCUGUGAGGGAUGGUCAGUCUGGGAAGCUAACUGUUGAUGACUAUGGAGCAAAGACGGGCAGGUCACCUGGCAAGAUGAGACAACUUAACAUCAAUGGACCUUUAUAUGUCGGUGGCAUGAAAGAAAUAGCUCUUCACACAAACAGACAAUACAUUGGAGGCCUGGUGGGCUGCGUGUCCCACUUGACACUCUCCACUGACUAUCACUUAGCACUGGUGGAGGACGCUGCUGAUGGCAAGAACAUCAACACCUGCUCCAACUAGAGAACUGCUUCAACACAACAAGGUCCACUUUCAGCACCAUUUACCAUCUGGACCAUCAGACUUGCCAGCACUAAAUCAGUAAGAACAAAGAAGGGUUUUUUUUUGUUGUUAAAUAUACUAAUUCAGACCUAACGUGAUUUUAAACUCAAACUGGAAAAAAAAAAAUACAACAAUGUUGUCUGAGUUGCAAGAAGUGUAAAUUGUUUCACCUGCCAACUUGUAAGGUUUACAGUUAUUGUUAACGUGAUGAAUUCCUCUGGAUUAACAGCUUCGAGUUGUGGCUGCAGCAAACAGGACCACAAGUCAUCAGAGGAUAUUAUAAAGCACAAGUACUCUGUGAAAGGAGAGAAAAAGCUUAGCAUUGUGAGUGUAUUGAGAGUCUUGAAUAACCUUCUGAAGGACUUUUUCAUGGGGUGAUUCCAAUUGUAUCUUUAUUUUUUCUACUGUAAAUCCUCAUUUGAUUGCUGGAAGAACCAAGUGAUCCAAGAGAUCAAGACUCAUCACGAACCUGAACUAGAGCAGCUAGCAGAGAUAAACUUCUUUAUAGAGGAUUUUUGGUUUUGGCCCUAGAAGAUUUUUGUUGUUUUUUGUUGUUUCCGUGGCAUUUGUAUUCUUGUUUGUGAUGUGUUAUCAGUCUGUAGACAGAUACUUUUUCUAAAGUCUGAUUGAUGUCAGUUUUUUAAAGGCGUCUAGUUUGCAAGGGUAAAGAUGUCAGGUGCACAAAGUAUUUGUUUGUUUUUACCUUCUUUAGUUUGCUCUCAGAUGUUAGUCACAUGGAAGUCUGAUGUUGACACGGUGAAGGAGUCCAAAUCCUGAAGAAACUAUGCAUGACAGUCUUUUACUGUCAUCUGAAAUGAACCACAACACCGUGGACUUCAGCCUCUAAGUUGAGUUGCUUUGUAUCUCUUGUUUUCACAUGAGAAAAAAACAAAAACAAAAAAGGAACAUGAUUUCUCCUAUUUGAUCAUUUGAUUUCCUCGUAUGCUUCAGUUUUAUCCCCUAAAGUGGGCAUUUUGCAAAUGUUCUAUCUAAAUUUUUAUGAAAUAUUUGUCAUUUUAUUUCUGUUGGCCCCAAAAAACUAUUAUCCAAAUAAGAUGGUUUUACCAAUGAGAGUUUGAAUUUACGACAAAUCCAGUAACAAUUUAAACACCUUAUAUGUCUGAACAGCAUUUCAAAAGAGGUGCAUUCAAUGAAAUAUACUAUGUAAAUGUGGAUUGUGAAUGGAUGAUCACAUUGUUCCUCCACUGUAUAAAAUGUAGUAAGUACUGACUAAAUUUGAAACGUGGUAGAAAACUGACUGUAGACUGUAGUAAAAUGCUGUGAUCUGUGUCAGCAUAUGUGUCUGAAGGUCCAUUUAAAGCUGUAGGUUGAUGCUUACUGCUAACUGUGAGGGCAAAUAAUGCAAAUUUGUGCAGAGGCCUGACCUGUGUGGAGUUAAAAUGAGAAGCAGGAACAAGCCUGACUGAGAGCACAUACAAACAAAGCAUACGGAAGCCUUAAUAUUCCCUUUAAAUAAUCCCCUCAGACUUAAAAUUAACGCUCCUAAAGAGGAGUAUCAAGGUGCACCAUUUGUUAUGAUAAAAGACUGAUUGUAGGUAUUUGGAAUAUGUAUAUUUCCAGGCUUGCAGUCUCUCGCCAUUAAACGAUGAUGAAAUAUGUAAAUCGAGCUGAAUUAAAAAAUCUGCCAUUUGCAUCAUGUAUUAUGUAAAUGGUACACUGUAACAGCUGCCUGUCAGUGAGUAGACAAUUAAUGCUAAUUUAACAGCCUGCUGAUUAAAUACCUUGCUGGACAAA
Molecule: messenger RNA, 5556 nt
Organism: Amphiprion ocellaris (clown anemonefish)
Lineage: Eukaryota; Metazoa; Chordata; Actinopteri; Pomacentridae
Product: pikachurin
Exons: 26
Coding region: 484-3762 (1092 amino acids)
Molecular function (GO): calcium ion binding; protein binding
Source: RefSeq, a predicted model, not a curated record